UGUCCCCUCACACGAUUUCGGUUUCAAUUUAUUUCUCCCUUUCUUUAUUAAAACAAUCAUCACCUAAACCUCCACCGUCAUUAGGAUAUUUAAUUCAAUAACUUUACCAUGAAUGAAGUGAUGAGAAAAAGUGAUCAGUGUGGCAGAGAAAUAUCGACUAAAUCGUGCUGUUUGGAUUGAGUUUUUCGUGCAGUUGUGAUUUUUAGGUUAAGACGCAACCUUGGCGUUGCGUGGUGGCGGGCUGUGUUGGGGUGCACGCAUGAUAGCGUUGCUCACCUUGUUUAUUGUAACGAUAAGAUGAAUUUCACUGAAGUUCACGGGAUUCAGGGACUGCCACAAUUUUCGGAAUUAACGUCAAGGCCAAAUUCAGUAUCUAGUUCGGGUUAUACGGGGAGUUUGGGACAUCAGAGUGGAGGACAAAAUAGUGUUUAUACGACUGCUGCUGGAUCUGAGCAUGGAAAGCAAAAUUCAUUGACAAACGGAGCAAACAAAUACGCAGGAUCCCUCCUGCCGUGGCCUAACCCAAACGCCCUAAUGCAAUUGUGCGAGAAACAAGGCCUUCAACCCCUGAACAUCCCGAACUACAGUCAGAAUAAUUCUCUGCUGGGUGGUCAGUCCAGUGUCAACAGUCUGCGGCUCCUUCCAAACAUGUACCUCCCCCCGACCUCGCAGCCAGACUCUCCCACAGUUAAACAAGAGGACAUGAGGAGCAGUGAGGACUCAGGGAACCCGAUUAACGACUCCUCAGCUCACAUUCAGCAGCAGAGCGCAGCAAUGGCUGAAUACCUGCAGAAGCUCCAGGCCACAACAUUACCCCUGACCCUGCAGCAGCUGAUUAAACUCCAGGGUGAUCCUGUUAAACGUGAGGAGUACAAGGAGGAGAAGUCUGAUAACCCCCAGAACAAUAUCCUCAACAUCCCAAGUGUGCCAAAUUUUAGAAAUAAUAGCUCUCAGAACGGCAACUACAUGAACUCCGAUCAGAUGAUGCCGGAGAUCAAUCCCAUCGAUCUGAAUGUACAUAUAGAUGAGCAUGAGACUACCCAGGGCACCCAGCAGAGUGUUCCUCAAGGACAGAAUGUCAAGGUGGAGCAGCAGGUGCAGACGGAUUCCCCGAAGGUCGAGAAGAAGAUGAAAUUCAGGGCGAAAGUGGGGGAGAUUAAGAUUGCCAUGGCACUCGAUGGCUCCAUGCUCUAUUGCUGUCCUGAAUGCACACUGGCGUUUGCUGAGAAAGCGGAAAUUGAACAGCAUAUUCAGGGACAUGUGCAGGAGCGAAAAUAUCAGUGCAAAGAAUGCGGCGCAAUGUUGAAGAGAAAAGAGCAUCUGGAUCAACACAUGAGAGGCCACUCAGACGAGAGGCCCUUCAAAUGUCCAGUGUGUCAAAAGGCAUUCAAACGAAAUGAACACUUGACCAGGCACUACGUAAUUCACUCUGGUGACAAGAACUUCACCUGCACAGUCUGUCAAAAAGCCUUUUCCCGAAAGGACCAUCUGAACAAGCACACACAGACCCACCUGGGCAUCAGGAAAUCCAAAUCCAAGAAGGAGUCGAGUCUCCCUGAUACCUCCAAAGACAAUGCCGACACGAUAAUGGACAUUCCCAAGCAAGAGCUCAGCUUCUUAUUGAAAGAUGGAAAUUUCAUGAAGCAAGACACAACAUUCCUACAGCACAUACAAAACCUACAGAAGGAUCAACAUUUCAUUCAUACGUACUCUGCCUUCAAGGAGCAAAUGAAGGAGGGAAUACAUCAGCAACAGGCUGUUAAUAUGAACGAAAUAUUGCCCCAGAAUACGAGGUAUCUGAUGCCAUCUUAGUUUUAGUUGAGAAUGAUUGUAAUUAUGUAAGCGAAAGGUUUUCAUUUCUGUAUUAAACUGGCAAAACGUGAUAUCCAACGACUUAUCACAUUAUUCUAAUUAUGGAUUUAUUUUCGGGAAGAGUGACUUGAAGGGGAAUUAUUGAAAAACAUUUUUUGUGGAUUUUCUCAGCUACAAAAAUGAGCUUUUGACAUUUUCUCUUUUUUAUCCAGUUUUGUUCAACUUCUUACGUUUUACCAUUUUCGUACAGAUUUUAAUUAACUUAUUGGAUGGUUUUGGAAUUGAAAAAUACUUAAAACGUUUCGAAAAGACUCGAUAGAAUAGUAAUAAGAGGUUAAUUUCUGUAUUAAACGCAAAGGGUGGUAUGUUGGCAAAUCACACUCUUCAUUAUGGAUUUAUCUCCGGAACGAGAGUUGCAAAGGGAAAUUAUUCACAGACAUUUUUCGCGGGGAAUUUUCACAGCUGCAAAAAUAAUCUCUUGGCAUUUUCUCUUUUUUUUUCUUUAGUUUCAUUAAACUUCUUACGUUUCAUCAUUUUUGUACCGAUUUUAACUAAAACAUUUAUUAAAACGUUUUGCAAGUAAAAAAAUACUUGAAACGUUUGAAUGAAGUGACAAAAAAUCAACUGAAUAUGAAUCAGAGUUUCAUUUCUGUAUUAAACUGGCAAAACGUGAUAUAUUGGCAAAUCAUAUUCUUCAUUAUGGAUUUAUCUCCAGAACGAGAGUUGCAAAAAGAAAUUGUUUACAGACAUUUUUCGCGGGGGAUUUUGACAGCUGCGAAACUAAUCUCUUGGCAUUUUCUCCUUUUUUUCUUUAGUUUCGUCAACUUCUUACGUUUCAUCAUUUUUGUACAAAUUUUAAAAAUACUUAAAACAUUUGAAUGAGUUAACAAACACUCAACAGAAUAAGCAUAAAAGUUUAAUUUCUCUAUUAACCUAGAAAAAUGGAUAUGUUGGGUAAUCACACCCUGAAUUAUGGAUUUGCCUCCAGAACGAGAGUUGCGAAGGGAAAUUAUUCAUACAUUUUUCACGGGGAAUUUUCACGGCUGCGAAAAUAAUCUCUUGACAUUUUUUCCUUUUUUUUCUUUGGGUUUCAACUUCUUACAUUUCAUUUUUGUACAAAUUUUCAUUGAAAACUUAUUGGAACAUUUUGUAAUUAAAAAAAACAAACGUUUGAAUGAGGCAACAAAGACUCACCAGAAUAAGACUAAGAGUUUCAAUUGAACUGAAUCGAUGGUUGAUGCUCCUAAAAUAAUAGAACAAACAAGAAAACCACUCGACUGGUUUUUUUUCCAAUGGUAAUGAGUGCAUAGAGAAUUGUCGGAUUAGUUUUAACCUCUCGCAUAGUACUAAUAGGAUAUCAACUAAGUUUAGAAAUUUGCCUUAAUCAAGAAUCAACUGUUUUUUAAGUUCCUCGGAGUAAUGAAUCUCUGAUACGAUAGAUGAAAAUGACUGCGUGAUUAUCGUGAGGGGCUGUGAAUCAGCUACGUGUUCGAUUGAUUUCAUUAAUCGCUCAAGCAGAACAUUCAAUGUGCCAGUAAUUAGUACGUAUCGGUGAUGAUGUUUUUUUUAAGCGACUAGUUCUACCCAUUCACACAAUCAGUAAUUUCUCCCCCAAAAAAUUGUGGAUUUAAUGGUUUUUAUUGAUUAAAGAAACGACUGUCUGGACACAUCACGUGAAUAGGUCAUUGGUAGACUAGCUUUAAAACAUUUAUCAAUUAUUUUUUAUCAUUACUUCUAGUCUGCUAGUCGCAAGAGUGAAAUUAAUGUUGUGAAUGAAUUUGUGAGAUUAGUAAUUUUCGUGUAAUCGUGAUUAGGCAGAGGUGUACUUAGAGGAACGAAUAUGCGAACAAAUUUUUUUAUUCCGAAACUUUUUUACUUGUAUUUUUGGAGAAUUGGGGUUUUGUAUUUUUUUUAUAGUGGAAUAUGGAAAUUCAAUUGCAGAUUUUAGAUACAUUCUGGUUUUUUAUUUGGAAGAAUGACAGAUUCAUGAUUUACAGGCAAUUAAAAAUAUGUUUAUUAUGGUCGCGUAUUUUUGCAAAUUGUCUGUGACUUCUUGAUUCUUCGAAAUUAGCAAACCUUUAACUUUUCUUAUUUCCCUGUUUUAUUCUAUAAUUUGUUGUCUUAUAAAUGGUGCAUAAUUCUUCAUUUACAAUAAAAAAAUAUCGGAAUUAUGAUUUCAUAAUCUCAGUUAUUCUCAUUGCCUACAAUUUUUUGAGUUUUUAUGAAUUUCAAAACAACAAAAUUGCAAAUAUUUUCAUGGAAUUCUCGUAUUUCAUUGUUGUAUACAAUAUAACAUCUAAUAUUUUUCAAUCCAAUUUUCGUAUUCCAUCAUUUCAUCAACAAAAAAUCAUGCAAAAACCUAAUUAUCACAAAUAAUUGAUUACAGGUAGUUGAAAAUUAAUUGUAAAUAUAAAAAUUCGAAAAUGGAGAUAAAUAAGGGAGAAAUAUUCUCAUCUGAUCACUCAUUUUGUACUAAAAGAAUUGGAAAAUCAUAUAAUUGUCAAUGAAAUUUUCCAUUAGAGUUAGAAAUCCCAGUGGAAUAACUUCCAGAUUGAAUCGAGAUGAUGAAUAUUUUGAAAAGGAAUUCAAACAAAAAUGAUGUAUUAUUUUAUUACAAAAAUUUGUCCAGUGUAACAUUUUCAUACACUCGAUUUAAUGAUUUCAUCUGAAAUUCCAUAUCAUAAAGGUGAACGAGUGAAUUUUCCUUUUCGAGGGGCUAUAAACUGCUUGUAGGCUCAUUUCGAUGAAAUAAUGCGCCUUAAUAACGUCCUAAGGAAUAUCGCACGCGAUAGAACCAAAGACUCUGCUCAUAUUAACACCAGUAUUUGUAUCUUCAAUCUUCCAAUUCUCCAGUUAUCCUCCAGACUUAUGAAUAAUUCAUUAACAAUUAGUUUGAAUUUUCCAGAUGAACAAGAUAAAAAUGCAAUGCGUACACCUUUAGGUAAAUUUGAAUACUAAAAAACAAUUCAAUAUCUAGGAUAAUAACAAAUUGUUAUGUAUAAUACGCCGAUUGCCAAAAAAAAGGGGAAAACGAGUUAAGUGUAAGAGCGAGAUGAUAAAUUACAUGUAUUUUUCAGACCGAAAUAUUUUUUAAUAAAAUAAAUGUAGUAAGAAAACAUAA
This is a messenger RNA of Diachasma alloeum, 4933 nucleotides long. RefSeq names its product zinc finger protein with KRAB and SCAN domains 5. Gene Ontology annotation, molecular function: DNA-binding transcription factor activity; RNA polymerase II cis-regulatory region sequence-specific DNA binding. Gene Ontology annotation, biological process: regulation of transcription by RNA polymerase II. The record is from RefSeq and is a predicted model, not a curated record. Lineage: Eukaryota; Metazoa; Arthropoda; Insecta; Hymenoptera; Braconidae. The transcript has 3 exons. Bases 298 to 1812 code for a protein of 504 amino acids.